AUGACGGCUUUCCAACAACCUAACUUGCAACAAAUCUUCUCCUCGGUAGAUAAAGAUCGAUCUGGUCAAAUCAGUGCCGACGAACUUCAACGAGCUCUUUCCAAUGGAACAUGGAACCCGUUCAACCCAGAAACAUGCCGUUUGAUGAUUGGAAUGUUUGACUCAAAUGGAGAUGGAGCCAUUAACUUCCAGGAAUUCCAGGCUCUUUGGAGAUACAUCAAUGAUUGGACAAAUUGUUUCCGCGGUUUCGAUACUGAUGGCUCUGGAAAUAUCGACAAAACUGAGCUCACCAAUGCAUUAACCCAAUUCGGAUACCGGCUAUCUCCACAAUUCUACAACAUCCUCAUGCAUAAGUUCGAUCGCUCUCAUAGCAACCGAAUCAAUUUCGAUGACUUCAUUCAACUUUGCGUCGUCCUUCAAACCCUCACAGCCGCCUUCAGAGAUGUUGACAGCGACCGCGAUGGAGUGAUCACCGUCGGAUACGAGCAGUUCCUCACAAUGGUCUUUUCCUUGAAAAUGUGA
Caenorhabditis briggsae is the source of this 522-nucleotide messenger RNA. The record is from RefSeq and is a predicted model, not a curated record. Lineage: Eukaryota; Metazoa; Nematoda; Chromadorea; Rhabditida; Rhabditidae. The coding region runs from base 1 to 522 and encodes 173 amino acids. Gene Ontology annotation, molecular function: calcium ion binding. The transcript is spliced from 5 exons.